This is a messenger RNA of Hermetia illucens (black soldier fly), 2702 nucleotides long. RefSeq names its product histone-lysine N-methyltransferase Su(var)3-9 (gene Su(var)3-9). NCBI's taxonomy places the organism in Eukaryota, Metazoa, Arthropoda, Insecta, Diptera, Stratiomyidae. Gene Ontology annotation, molecular function: histone H3K9 methyltransferase activity; protein binding; zinc ion binding. The coding region runs from base 453 to 1883 and encodes 476 amino acids. The transcript has a single exon. The record is from RefSeq and is a predicted model, not a curated record. Gene Ontology annotation, cellular component: nucleus.
UUCAACAUUGAUUUGAUGAUGUUUCUUUUAAAUAUGUUUGCUACAUUAUAGUUCCAAUGUGAAAUGUUUUUAAAUCCCAAAACGAUUGAAAAUCAUUACAAAGAAAAUAAUACCCAGCAAUUUAUUUGUUUUUCUCUGUUACAGAACGUUUAACUGAUAGUGAAUUGGCGGAAUUAACAAAUUCGCCGACUAAACUGCGCAAUUUCAUACAAAAACAAAAUGAGAUACGACGGUACAAUAAGAAAAUCCAGGCGAGGAAUAGAAUCAAUAAUUAUCUUAAGAAUCUCUCAAACGAUGAGAAGGUGAAACAGGCGAAAAUCUGUCAAUUUCUAGACAUUGCGCCAAAUGACGAGGAUAAUGUAGAUGAAUUUAUUCCUCCCAAUAAAUACGUGGUGGAUGAAAACACAAUCACCAGAGAUCUCAAUUAUUCCGACACUGAAAGCAAUCUGUCUAUGUCAGGGUCGAGCAAACAUUCAUCUGAAUUUAACGUUCCCCUGAAUCUGGUAUUUGAUUUGAGUGAUUACACCGUGGAUAAUGACUCAGCUAAUCCUCCAGCAGCGAAGAAAAGUAAAGAGGAAUACACCGUGGAGGCUAUCCGAUCUGUUGAAGAGAUCAACGCCGAACCACAUUUUCACAUAAAAUGGAAAUACUACCCCGAAUCUGAAUGUACGUGGGAACCGCUGAGGAAUGUGCGUGAUUGUCACUUGCUCGGUAAUUUUAUCAAUGACAUGGUCGAGGUUUAUAGUCACACGAUCUGGAGAAUUCUGGAGCAAGUUAUAAAUAUGAUAGAAGUGGGAAAUGAACCGAUCGAUGUCAAGAAGGCCGACGAAUAUGACCCAUACGCAUAUGUACUGGACUUUAUCCUAUUGGCCAUGCUUAAAAAUUCCGGCUCGAAACGGAAAAAGACCGAGGAGAAAAUUAUGAACAGGAUUAAGGAACAAACGCUUGUGAAGCCCUACUACUACAAACGAAAGCAACAGAAAAUCGAAAUGGCCGAGUGGAUGGAAGCGAUAAACAGAAUUGAGACCAAAGCAAAUCUAAGGGUCGAAAAUGAAGUGGACUAUGAGUCGCCACCGAAAAACUUCACUUACACAAUGUUCAAUAUUCCUGGGGCUGGCGUCGUCAUCCCCAACGAUCCUCCAAUCGGUUGUGAAUGCAUCGACGGCUGCAAUUAUCGCUCACAAUGUUGUGGAAAAAUGUCAGGCUCCCACUUUGCAUAUGUAAGCAAGGGAAAAGUGCUUCGUUUGACAAAAGGAACUCCCAUUUUUGAAUGUAAUAAGCGUUGCAAAUGUGGCCCCGAUUGCCUUAACCGCGUCGUACAAAACGGACGAAAAAACAGUCUGACAAUCUUCAAAACAAGUAACGGAUGCGGCUGGGGAGUGAGGACGGAAAAACCCAUACGCCAAGGAGAUUACAUCUGCGAAUACGUUGGUGAAAUUAUCACAGUGGAGGAAGGCGAUCGCCGCGGUAAAAUCUACGAUGCCGAAGGACGAACAUACCUUUUCGAUUUGGACUUCAACGACAACGACUGUUUAUAUACGAUCGAUGCAGCGUACUAUGGGAACAUAUCACAUUUCAUAAAUCACUCUUGCGAUCCAAACUGCAGUGUUUGGCCCGUGUGGGCAGAUUGUCUUGAUCCAAAUCUACCACGUAUUGCCCUAUUUGCCGUGCGACGGAUUGAAGCGGGCGAGGAAUUAACAUUUGAUUAUAUUAAUCAAAACGCCAACAAUAGAGCAACGGAAACAAAUCCGAGCUUGUUUGAAAGCUUAGGUCUAGAAGAAACUAGAGAAAAAGACAAGGAAGAUGGAGACGGUGGUAAAAGAUCCUCAGACAGAAUGGUAUGCCGUUGCGGUGCAAGCAAUUGCCGAAAAUAUCUGUUCUGAUAGCAGUUUUAGGGGAAGACGAGACGCUAAGAUAAGUGAAUUUCUAGAGUAAAGGAAAAUGACUGCAAAAAUUUAACAAGUUUAUCGACUGUUUGUACAUUAAAAGCAGGUUGGCGAAUAUUUUUAUACCUUUAACAGAUUUGAAAUAAUACGACAUGUAACUCUGCAAAAACAGUUACAGAAAUUAGGAAUUAAUGAUGACUUGAAAACGCGCGUAAAGCAUCUCGGAACCAGAGUUUUUCAAUACUCAACGCGCAAAUGGAUUUGAGUCGCAAUUGUAAAAAUCAAUGUACGUAAAAUUGGGUUACUCCUACUUGAAAAGUAUAUUACGUUACCCCCGCCCUGAAAGUUCACAUAAAAACCGUUGAUAAUCUGAAAGUAACAUUUCCCUAUGAAUUGGAGAAUAGUUUAUACUUGUUGGCAUUCAUUAGUAUUUUUAGGACAAAGAUGUUUUAGCGAAGGAGAAAACAUGAAAUCCAUAUGAACUAAAUAAUUUAAGAUUUAGAACUUACGCUUUUCUUUUUUAAGGAAGUGCUGAAAAAGCUUUUUUUUUUAUUUGAUUGUAUUAUCUGUCAUGUUCAUUGUUGCUAUUCUAAACGGAUUAUUCCUCUCUGAUCAGAGAGAGUCAAAUGUUAUAACGACAAUAGAAUCUUAAAAUCUCCUUUGCACACUCAAACGAUGUGUUCAUUGCGGAUUGUGUUAAUCGAACCCAUCGAUUUGAUUUAAGCACCUUUAGGAUUAUUGCUAUUAUGUAUUUAAUUUCUCAUUUUUAAAAGUAUUGUUUCCAAAAUGAUAAAAUAAAUCAAAGUUCUGUCUUUA